AGAGAUGUCACGAUUACUUAGUCCACUCCUGUCGACUCGUGAGAAUGGCUUUCUUUGCAGCUUACUAAGUCAUGACUGCAGCAUAUUAGCAUGUGGUGUUGUCCAGCUGGUUAUCGCAGACCCUCCACAGAAAAAAGAGUGGAAAAGUCACAGUUUUGGAAUUGUAUGUCUGGUGCAAGACAAAACCUUGCAUUCAACAUUCAUGAGGCUCUAUUGUCUUAAGAAGGCCAAAUUGGUAUGGGAACAGGAGCUGUAUACACCAUUUGAGUACUCAGAGGCUUGUCCUUACUUCCACACCUUCCCUGGUGAUGAGUGUCGUACAGGACUGAACUUUGCUGAUGAGGAGGAGGCCAAGCAGUUCUACAUAGCUGUGCAGAAGCAGAUCAGUGACAACAAAGCAGCUCACUCAGUGCUUACACGCAGUCACAGUGUGGGGUCAGUUUCUGAAUGGAAAGACAAACUAGACAACUGUCUCAGAGGAUCUGCAAUGCACAAGAGGAAUACAUCCAAAAUGCUGCACCGUAGUGAUUCAAAGGCAACACUUCCAGAAAGCAGUCCCACAGUUGCUAGCACAAGCCAGUUUUUUGACUCACCACAAACUCCCUGCAGUGCUAAUGAAGACUCUAUCUCCCUCGCCCAAAGAAAGGGACCCCUCCCACCUAUUCCUCCUCAUGCCAGAGCAGGCAUGGUAAAGGUAAAUCACAGUGGUGGUGAGGAAAUCUCUGACUCCACCUUUCCUAUUCCAUCAUUGGUGCCAUCUCCUCCCUCCUACCCUGCACCAAAAGCACCACCAAGUUCAGCUGGAAUAAAGAAAAGUGCAAGCUUUGCACCUGUUAAAGAUGUCUCCCCAGCUGGAAUGAAGCGCUUUCAAAGUUUUUAUUUUAACGAGAGUAUUUAGCAGAGACUGUCCACUUCUAUUAAAAUGAAUGAGAGAAAUUGGAACACCCAAAGUUCAACAGAUGUAGAAAGGAAGUCCUGCAUUACAGGUAAAAGAGCCAAUCACCUUUUAGUUACAAACAUCGUCUGUCAGUCAACACAAGAUCGCACAUGGGCAUUAGCUAUACAAGCCGGGAAUUAUUUUUUUUUUUUUAGCGUAAUCUAAGGUAACAAAGCAAAAUUAAUGAUUCCAGUGUUGUCAUAUUUUACUGCUGAUUUUAAAUAUGUCCUUUGAUCUUAAUCUUGGCCAGCCCUUUUUGAGAUUUUGGUCUUGCCACAUUCAAGUAGAUAGGAGCUGCACUUUCAUGAUUGGAAAUAGCUGCCUGAGAGAAUUCCAAAGAUGACCGCCAGUGGACUGACUUGCUAAAAAGACUCUGGCUACACCUACACUGCUAGGUGUCAGUGCAGCAUAAAUAAAAUAUUACUGAGUGCACUGUUAAGUUCUACUGAUUACCCUAAUCUUAAAAAUGCUUCUGUAUUCACAGCUGACAAGGAGGAUGAGUCUGGCUUUGAUGAUUACCUUUAAAAAUACCAGUAAAACCACCUUCCCCUCCAUGACUGUGGCACUUUAUGACUCGACAACACAAGUCACCCAAAACUAAAUGUUACAAACUGAAAUAUGUAAUAUUGAAAUAAUGUAUUUUUCUUAACUAUAAACUGGAGUUCUGUUUUAAUAAUACGCAGGAACAUGUUUAUUUGCUUAUUUUAGCCAAUUACCUGAAAUUACAGCACAGGUGUGACCAAAGCUGAACAACAAUACAUGUAAUGUAGCUCCUCUUAGAACUUGGUAGUGCGAUACUGCAGAUAUUGUUGGCUUUUGUAUGACAAAUUGUUAUGUUCCUCAUUGUAAGUUGCUUUGGAUAAAAACGUCUGCUAAAUGACUAAAUGUAAAUGUCACUAAAGUAAUGUCUUGCUUCUCAAGGAAUGACGGAAUGAAUGGAAUCUAUCAGACUCCAUUUCUCACUUUUUUAGUUUGAAAUUGAUUUACUUUGCAGAACCUAUUAUGGAAUAAAAAUAAAUUACAAAUUUUACAGUGGCCCAAAAAAGUAUUUGGACACUUUAAAACCACCCUUAAAAAUGUAUGAAUAUCAUAGAAUUAGAUCCUUGGUUGAGAGUAGUUGCAAAAAUAAGCUCUAAGAAAAGCUCUAGAAUCAUUUCUUUGGAGAUGCCACUUGGUUUGAUUUUUAAGGUCAGCUUAAGUGUCCAAAUACUUUUUGGGGCCACUGUUUUGAUGUUAUGAUAGAAUCAAAACUAAUAAAAACAUAAUGUAUGGAUAUGUAUGCUACAACUACAAAGUCCAAAUACUUUUUGUCUUAAUUUUGAAGAUGUUUUGCUUUAAAAUUGACAACCUUACAAACUUCUUUUUGGUUAAAUAUUUUGCUUGA
Molecule: messenger RNA, 2321 nt
Organism: Myxocyprinus asiaticus (Chinese sucker)
Lineage: Eukaryota; Metazoa; Chordata; Actinopteri; Cypriniformes; Catostomidae
Exons: 8
Coding region: 5-898 (297 amino acids)
Source: RefSeq, a predicted model, not a curated record